AAGAGAGCAAACCAAACAUCAAAUUUCUUGAUUGUAAGUUAGUAGUGGGAAAAAAAAAUGUCAAACUUCUGCGGUUUCGGAGAACUAUGUAGAUGGUCCGGAUGUAGCCACGUUAGUGGUGUAAGCUGGAACAUCAGCCCAAGCCUUGCUCUUGGUAAUCCUUGUGACGGUCCUGUCAACAUAGGCCCUGGUGCUGGGGGAAGGAAUAAUGGCUUUGCUUCUGGAAGUGUGAACAAUUUUAAUGGACAAGCCAAUUUGGCAUAGGAUUCCCUUGUCUUAAGAGUGGUGUAUGUGUUUUUUGCUUUCCUAAUUAUAGAGCAGCAGACGCUAAUGGUAUUAAAAGUCUUGACGCUGUAACUAUCAAUAAAUGCUGCUUCGUUAUAUUUGGAUAGUAUGUCCUAAUGAAAUAAUAAUUCGUUUUGUUUUUUUAAUACAUCUCAUGAUGAAUCAUACAAAAGACAAUAAUUCUACCACUUUUUCCUGAAGGUUUUUUCAGAGUUUUUGAGUUCUUAAUUGUUGUAGCUUUUUGGUUUGUAUCUGGAGUUCCCCGGUCUGUAUUUUGUUUUGGGAGUAUUUCUUAUGCUCCGUUGCUAAUAUAUUUCGUAUGAUGCU
Messenger RNA from Rubroshorea leprosula, 612 nucleotides. The record is from the annotation of a GenBank genome assembly. NCBI's taxonomy places the organism in Eukaryota, Viridiplantae, Streptophyta, Magnoliopsida, Malvales, Dipterocarpaceae.